Molecule: messenger RNA, 1000 nt
Organism: Spodoptera exigua (beet armyworm)
Lineage: Eukaryota; Metazoa; Arthropoda; Insecta; Lepidoptera; Noctuidae
Source: the annotation of a GenBank genome assembly
AAAUAGUGGUUGAUUGUUGUAAUUAAAAAAAGGUGAAAGUGUUUGAGCAAAAAAUAAUCGCAACAAAAUGAAGAUUUUUAUAUAAAACGCAAAGUUUUAGGUUCAAGGAGUGGACAUGAAUGUUAGCAGGGACCAUGGGGACCCCGUUUGUGAGGGCUGCUUGUCUCAGAACCCGCAGACGAUCACAGAAAUCACAGAAUACGACAUCAAGAAAGUAUUUUACGAAAUAAUUAAUAUUCUGGACGCUAAUUUAUCCACAAUAAGUUUACAUCUCUGUGAGGAGUGCAAGGACAAUAUUGUAAAGUUCCUGCAGUUCCGGAGACGAGUGCUGGACGCACGAGAUACUAUCAACAAAUACCUGUCGCAAUCAGAAGCCAAUGUCGUUAAAACUGAGCAGUGUACAGGCACUCAGAGUGAAAUCAAGAGUGACCCGGAGGAGGUGGUCACUACACUACCCUUCGUGAAAGUAGAGGUGGAUGCAGACAACCAUUUCCUUGACGAUGAUAGCCUGGAUGCAGAGGAUCUCAAGCCUCCUUUAGAAAAAAGUUCAAGAAAGAAAAAUAAAGUAAGAAGUAAGAAGAGAACAGAAGAUGAGUUCAACGACUCGGACGAGGAGCCGCUGCGCAAGAAGAAGACUGAGACUAGUGUUAAGAAGGAGAAGGAGAAGAAGAAGGGUCGUCGCGAGCGUCCUGCGGGAGUGGUGGACAACUCCCGCGUCCGCCGCAAGCUGCAGCAACUGAACGUGGACCCCGCGCUCGUCGCCAUGGAGGUACUCAGCUGGGAACAGGUAGCGGCGGAGCGUGUCUCUGCUGCGUCAUCCCCGCGGUACGAGCAGAGCGUGUGGCGCUGCGAGAGCUGUGUGCUCGGGUUCAACCAUCGCGCCAAGCUGGACAACCACAUGAAGAAACAUGAUCCCGGGGUCCAUGGGGACGCUAAUCACAUAGCCUUCCUCGUCAAAAAGAAAAAUAUGUUAGGUAUUGAGCGGAAAACUUUAUCGUGA